Rubroshorea leprosula is the source of this 2123-nucleotide messenger RNA. NCBI's taxonomy places the organism in Eukaryota, Viridiplantae, Streptophyta, Magnoliopsida, Malvales, Dipterocarpaceae. The record is from the annotation of a GenBank genome assembly.
AUCCCUCGAUUCUCCGCCAAAACCUUUCCCUCCACCCCUUUUAAAAAGUUUCAAAUGGACUCAUCGUUAUUCUCUAGUAUUUUCUUCUCAUUUCACUUUCACUUUCAUUUUUCUCACUUUCUCUCCUCAUUCACCCCCUUUCACAGUCGGCCAAGAUCUCAUCCUCUCUUUAUUGUGAACUCUCUCCAUCAUCCAUCUCUAACACCAAUCUAUUUUAGAUUCAGCCACAUCUCUACCGUGCAUCACCAAAAAUCUAAAAUCAAAGCCCAGAUCUCCUGUUUUUUUCUCUCUCCAUAUGGGUUUCGACUCCUCUUCAUGCUGUUAGAAUCUGGUAAGUUGUUAUGGAUCCUUUCUCUCUCUCUUUUUUUUUUUCCUUUUCGACUCUUCCUAUGGAUUUUGAUUCUGUCUCUGGUCUUCUAUUUCUGCAAGUUACACAGCAUCAAACCAUCUGCUCUCUUCAUCAUCACUGUAAUCCUUCUUUCGUCUGCAAGGUAUCACUGUAGGAGAAAUGAAGUUACAUAAGAAAAUACUGUGUUUCUGUCCUGUUGAUAGUCAUAAAGGAGAUGAGUUGGGAGAUCUUCUUGUUAGAUGUUUGAAGGAUUGGGGGUUAGAGAAAAUUUAUGCAUUAACUGCUGAUAAUGCAUCAGCAAAUGAUGGACUUGUGAGGGUUUUGAAAGAUGCAGUGAAUAAAUGGGGAACUGCUAUUCUUGGUGGGAAAGACAUUCACAUGAGAUGUGCAGACCACAUCAUAAACUUGGUUGUUGGUAAGGGUACUAAAGAAAAAGAGAUGAAUAAAUCUGUGACUGCAAUUAGGGCUGCAGUUAAAUAUAUUAGGCAAAGUCCUAUGAGGUUAAAGAGAUUUAAGGAGGCUUGUGAGUGGGCAGAAAUCGAAUCUAAAAAGUUAUUGUGUUUGGAUGUCCUAACAAGGUGGAAUUCACUUUAUUUAAUGCUGGACACUGUUGAGAGGUUUGAGAAAGCUUUUGAGAGAUAUGCAAGACAAGACCCACACAUGAAGAAUGAGUUGAAUGAUGGUCCUAAGGCUCCUGGAUUUCCUUCUUGCAUAGAUUGGGAAAAUUUAAGAAAAUUAAUCAAAUUUCUACAUCAUUUCUAUGAGUUGACGAGAAAGGAUGUGGAUCUUUAUGAACUUGCUGGUAAAAUGAGAACAAAGUAUACAAAAUAUUGGGGGGAUCCAAGGGAGAUGAAUAAAAACAUCUUCUUUGCAGUGGUGUUGGAUCCAAGGUAUAAGAUGGAUUAUUUGGAGUAUUUAAUGUUGAAGAUGUAUGGUCGUAAAUCUGAUGGUGAACUUGAUGAUAAUGGGCCUCUUUAUGUUGCCAUGGUCAAAUGUGAGAUGAGAAUAUUGUUUGAAGAAUACAAGAGGUUGAAUUCCUCUACUAUGAAAUACCCUCAAUCAUUUGAUGAACAAGGAAGCAGCUCUAUCUCUGCAACCAAUAUGCAAAGUGUGGCAGAUCCGAAAAAUAGAGUGCAAACAUCUGAAGUGAGGUCUGAUUACAAGAAAUUUAAAGCUGCCAAUGGUAGAAGGGCAGAAAAAACAGAGUUGGAGAAGUACUUGGCAGAAGAUCCUGAGGAUGAGAACGAAAAUAUUGAUGUUCUUCAGUGGUGGAAGAUGAAUGAGCAUAGAUUUCCAGUGUUAGCAACCAUGGCAAGAGAUGUCUUAGCAGUUCCAAUAUCGACUGUUGCUUCUGAAUCAGCAUUCAGUACUGGAGGUCGAGUCCUCGAUGCUUUUCGCUCGUCAUUGACACCAAGAAUGGCACAAGCUCUCAUUUGUGCACAAGAUUGGUUGAGAGAUAAGGCUGUUUCUGAUAUAGAGGAGGAGGAUUUAGACACACUGGAUAGUUUAGAGAAAGAGUUUGAUAAGAUUCAUUUGGAUUCCACCAUUCUUGAAUGAAUGGUGGAUUUAUAAAUGGUAAGGCUGUCAACUUUGCAUUUAAAGGUUACUCUUAAAGCUAUUUUGGACACUCAAAAGAGAGAUGGUUGUGUGAAGUGGUUUGCUGGAAAUGUGGCUUCAAGGAGUGCUGCUAGGGCAACUACAUCGUUGUUGCUAUAUCAUUUGGAUUGUGCACGUACCAGGCUUGGCACUGAUGUAAUACAAUGCUCAAUUAAUG